This is a messenger RNA of Paralichthys olivaceus (Japanese flounder), 3494 nucleotides long. The record is from RefSeq and is a predicted model, not a curated record. Lineage: Eukaryota; Metazoa; Chordata; Actinopteri; Pleuronectiformes; Paralichthyidae.
ACUCAAACGGCUGCUGGAGCAGGAAAAGGCCUAUCAGGCUCGUAAGGACAAGGACCACAGCAGGAGGCUGGAAAAGGUCAGAGCGGAGCUGGUGAAGCUCAAGUCCUUUGCCCUGAUGUUGGUGGACGAACGGCAGCUGCACAUCGAGCAGAUCGACCAGCAGAGCCAGAAGGUCCAGGACCUCACUCAGAAGCUGCAGGAAAAAGAGCAGCGAUUGGCCACCGUGACCGACGGCGCCAAGGAGGACGGACAGAAGGUCCUCAAACUGGAGGCCGAGCUGGAGCACAAAACAGCCACGUUUGCACAGGAGCACGAAGAGAUGACCACAAAGUUAGGAAACCAAGAGACACAAAGCAGACAGCUGAGGCUGAAGCUGGCUGGACUGGCUCAGAAGAUCGAGGAGCUGGAGGAAAGAAACAAAGAGCUGCAGAAGUCUGAGGAGGACCUGCAGGAGCUGAGGGAGAAGAUCAGCAAAGGGGAGUGUGGCAACUCCUCUCUGAUGGCCGAGCUGGAGAAUCUGCGUAAGAGAGUGCUGGAGAUGGAGGGUAAAGACGAGGAGAUCACUAAAACAGAGACUCAGUGCAGGGAGCUGAGGAAGAGGCUGCAGGAGGAGGAGAACCACAGUGCGGAGCUGAGGCUGGAGGUGGAUAAACUGCAGAAGAGAAUGGCUGAACUGGAGAAACUGGAGGGAGCUUUCAACAAGAGCAAAACGGAGUGUUCCCAGCUUCAUACAAACCUGGAGAAAGAGAAACGUGUCGUGAGGGAUCUGGCUGCUGAGCUGGAGACAGUGAAAACCCGACUGAAAGAACUGGAAUCAUCAGAGACAAAGUUUGAAAAGACAGAAAUGCUCCUCAAAGACGAUCUAGUAAAGUUGAAAUCAUUCACGGUCAUUCUGGUCGAUGAAAGAAAAAACAUGGCGGAGAGACUAAAACAGGAAGAACGGAAAAGUGAGGAUUUGAGUAAGAUGUUUAAAGCAGAGCAAGGAAAGGUCACAGAGGUCACAGAGAAGCUGAUCGACGAGAGCAAAAAACUUCUCAAAUUCAAGACAGAGAUGGAAGCUAAAGUGACAAAUCUCGCCAAAGAGAAAGAUGAGUUGAAAACCAAACUUGCAAGUGAAGAGGAAAAGUGUAGGGAGCUAAAUAACAAGCUUAGUGGUAUGAAAUUAAGGAUGGACAGACUGGAGGAGACGGAGAGGGAGAUGCAGAGACAGUGGGCCAACAAAGACAAUAACAAGCGUCCAGAUGAAGACAACAAAGUCAAAGAGCUCACGCUAGAAAUUGAAAGACUUAAGAGCCGGCUCAAACAACUCGAGGUGGUGGAGGGAGAUUUAAUGAAAACAGAGGACGAGUAUGAUUUACUGGAGAAGAAAUUCAGAACAGAGCAGGACAAAGCAAACACCCUCUCAAAGCUGCUGGAAGAAAUGAAAAGUCAGAUUGCCAGAAACAAGGCGAUAGAGAAAGGUGAGGUCGCGAGUCCCGAGGCUGAGCUGAGAACUCGCUGUAAGAUGGAGGAGGCGAGAACCAGGGAGCUGCAGGCGGACGUCCUGGCCCUGAAGGAAAAAAUCCACGAACUGAUGAACAAGGAGGACCAGCUCUCACAGCUGCAGGUGGACUAUUCUGUCCUGCAGCGGAGAUUCAUGGAGGAGGAAGAGAAGAAGAAGAGCAUGUUUCAAGAAGUGGACUGUCUCACCAAGGAGCUGGAGUCCACCAAGUGCUACAGCCGGGCACUGAGGCCAAGUAUGAACGGCAGGAGGAUGGUUGAUGUCCCGGUGACCUCCACAGCAGUGCAGACAGACCUGGUGGCCAGCGAUCCUGCUGAGGACGAGACGACGGCAGGCUUUAUCAGAAAGUCAGUCCUUGAGGAAAACCACUUGAUGAGCAACCUCAGACAACGAGGUCUAAAGAAGCCGACGGUUCUCGAACGAUACCCUCCAGCUUCUGCAGAACUUGGGGCAAGAAAAUCCUGGGUCCCUUGGAUGAAAAAGAAAGAGGCCGUUACUGCGAAGACCAACGGGACGUCGUCUCUGCUCUCACAGGAAAUGACCAUGUCGCAAAAGCCCGGUCAGCCUCUGCAUAUCCGAGUGACCCCAAAUCACGAGAACAGCACGGCCACCUUGGAGAUCACCAGCCCGAGAGCUGAGGAUUUCUUCUCCAGCACCACCAUCAUCCCGACACUCGGCCUUCAGAAACCUAGAAUCACAAUCGUCCCCAAACCCACAACUGUGACCUCAAGGAGCAAAGCCUGUGACGUGAUGGGACGUCUUGAUGGAGCCAAGUCUCCAGUCUCAAUAACCACCGUCUCCAGGGCCAAGAGUCCAGAGAAGACCAACGGCAGCAGCUCAGGCAGCCUUCAGUCUCCGGUGUCCAUCAUCACCGUCAGCACCACACCUGUGGCAGAAGCAUGUGCUUCACCUGAGCCUCACGAAAUGACCGCAGGCCGCACCGUGAUCAAGAUGACCCCCGAGAAGCAACCUGGGCCUCCACAUGUCAGGAAAUACAACGCCAACAGCAGCAUCAUCACAACAGAGGACAAUAAGAUCCACAUCCACCUGGGGGGGCAGUUUAAAAGACCGUCAGAGGGGAGCAGCAGUCCUGUGCUGACGCUCAGACAUCAGGGUUUGAGCUCCGACGGCAAAGAAUCAUCAACGGGAACAGUUCUCCGCUCCCCACGCCAGACCUCCACGGGAAAGACGAGCAAAAUGACGAGCAGCAUAACAAUCACACCCGUCACCUCAGCAGCUUCCAGACCGACGCAAUCAGUGCCCGGCUCGGAGGUGCAGUCAGCUCGGAGCGCGGCCACGCGCAUCCCUGUGUCAAAAGGUGUGAAACCAACCAGCAAGGCGGUUCUGGGAGUGUCGACGAUGACCAGGUUGGAGGCGCGGGCCGAGGGCCAGUCGAUGAAAAUCGAGCUGAGGAAGUCGACCGUGUGCGGAGGCUCGGCCUCGGGAGGCAAGAGCUGAGGCCUGAAGACGCUGCCAUGGCAACGACUCAUCGUGAACGUCUCAGUUUGAAAAACAGAACCGGGACUGUGUGUGUGACGCUGCCUUUAACAACAGAUUUUCAUCCUUUGUGAUCUGAAAUACAUGUUUUCAGGAAAGAUUUUAGUUUUGAAGCUUCUCUGUCUCUUUGCAUGUGAACACUCGGUUUCAUGUUCUGAUCCUUGACUUGUAAUCUCAUCAUCCACAUUUUUCACAGCAUGUGUUUACCACAGCUUACGGAGGUUUCCACUCACUGCAGCACUGUGAAUAGUCUGUGGAGUUUGUGCCACACUAAAAUAAAAUCUAUUUAUCUUCAUGCAUCGCAGCUUUUAUUCUACGCGUGAGGUUUGAGAGGAGGAGCGGGGAAAUCUCCAUCAUAUUAAAGUCAUGAAAACUAAAGCUCAGAGCUGACGUGUUGGUGAACGCUUCGCCAGAUGUUUUCAGGGUCUUUGACAAAACAACUGUAAAUGAAACUUUGGGUGUUAACUCAGGAAGUAUUUCAAAUAAAGAAGUGUUG